Molecule: messenger RNA, 1603 nt
Organism: Eleginops maclovinus (Patagonian blennie)
Lineage: Eukaryota; Metazoa; Chordata; Actinopteri; Perciformes; Eleginopidae
Gene: rab25b
Product: RAB25, member RAS oncogene family b
Exons: 5
Coding region: 275-901 (208 amino acids)
Biological process (GO): exocytosis
Cellular component (GO): Golgi apparatus; recycling endosome
Molecular function (GO): GTPase activity; GTP binding
Source: RefSeq, a predicted model, not a curated record
GCUGCAGCACAACAACCUGGAUACAUUCAGCAUGUCUUGUUCAAACAAGCCUGCUUUAUAUUAACUCAGAUAGGGAAGGGUAGCGAAGGACAGGAAACUGGCGACUGGCAUUCAUGUGUUGAAACAUUUCUGCAGCUAUUUUUCCUUCCUGAAGAUUGAGGAUCUAAGUGGCAGGCUGCGGUGAAAGCCAGUGUCGUCUUACAUCCUGCAGGAGUGUGUGAGUGCUGGAGACACGGCAGUAAACUGAGGGGUGGUAACACUGAAUGGACAGAAUAUGGGGUCAGAUGAGGCUUACAACUUUGUCUUUAAGGUGGUUCUAAUAGGAGAAUCUGGUGUAGGGAAGAGCAAUUUGCUGUCCCGCUUCACCAAAAACGAGUUUAACCAUGACAGUCGAACAACCAUCGGGGUGGAGUUCAGCACGCGCACGGUGCAGCUCAACAGCUUCACCAUCAAGGCCCAGAUUUGGGACACGGCCGGGCUGGAGCGAUACCGGGCCAUUACUUCCGCUUACUACAGAGGAGCUGUGGGAGCCCUGCUGGUCUAUGACAUCACCAAACACCUCACCUAUGAGAGCGUGGAGCGCUGGCUAAAGGAGCUGUACGACCAUGCUGACCCGCACAUUGUGGUCAUGCUAGUGGGCAACAAGAGUGACCUGGAUUCAGAGAGAUCUGUACCCACCAACGAGGCUAAGGACUAUGCAGAAAAGAAUGGUCUUUUGUUUCUGGAGACAUCUGCUCUGGAGUCAACUAACGUGGAGGCAGCCUUCAACGAUGUCCUACAAGAGAUUCAAAGGAAGGUGAGCAGUAAGGAAGUGGUCCGGGGCUCCAUCAGUGCUGUGUCCUUGAACAGCACCUUAGCAGAAAACACAGACGAGAAGAAGCCCUGCUGCAGGAACAUCUGACCACAAUUUCCUCCAGGAGUCCAGGGGUAAGUGGGUGACUUCCAGCCAACAAACCUGCGUAAAAUAUCAACGAGAGGCGGGGACACAAUAACUGCGUGUGCCUAAAUGAAUGGUCCUGGCUUAGGAGAUGCUGCUUUGAAAUGACUGAUUUACAUGUUUUACGAGCUGUGUGAUGUAUUCAAAAGAUGAUUGUGAAUGACGUAUGGAGACAACAUCAAUCCUUGAAGAGUCUCUGCUGACUAUUGAACAAGGUCAAAAGUAAAAUACUUAAUCAUGUUACCUGCAAAAUUAUAUAUUUAUAUAAUCCAUGCGCAGAAUUGGACAAACCCAAACACUAAUAUCGUAAAUGUCAAUUACACAUGACUGUUUUAUGUUUGUCUGCUGGAGACACUAUUAGUCUUGGGCUGCGGGCGAAUUGUCAACAAUAAUGGGACGGCAGUAUCCCUGUACCUUUGGUAAAGAAUGGUCCGGUGUACUCUAUGCGAAGGUAAAUAAGACAGGAAGGGUUGUAGCACCUUUACUUAACAAUUAGGGAAUUCAACCAACUCUUAUCAGUGCUGCCACUUCCAGGUCAUUUUGAUCAGUCAGGAACGUUCACAAGCAAAAAAGACUAUUGGACUGUAGCCUUGCUGUCACUGCUGUGUGUGUGCUUCAGCUUAUGAUUAAGGAUGAGUGUUGAGAAAUAAAUAAUUUAUAAAGACA